AUGAACAACGAGCCGGGAACAGUCUUUGACCUCUUUCCUGAACCCGGAAACCAUUUCGCCGCGGAAAUCGUCGAGGAUGACGCUAAUCGCGACCGGUUCCGCGUGGACCCCGACAACGUCUCAAACCGGUUCUUGAGGAUCAGGCUCAACCAGUCGGCGAAAAUCCUCGGCCGCCUCGCAACAUUUGGUCGCCUGCCUUUCACCAACGAUGUGAUGCUUCGCAAUGGCUGCUUUUCCAAGACGGACCAAUGUUAUUUCGACUUCCAUCCGACAACGAGGGAGCUUCUUCUCCACGACAUAUCCAAGUGCGACGAUACACAGCUCUACAGCACGUGCCAAAAGUCUUCUAAACAUAUAGACCAGAGCCCUCGCCAGUGUGUCGUGCGACUUGACAGCGAGUACAUCUUCCAGAUCGGCUCGGCUGAAUUUCGCCUCAUACCACGGCGGGCACUGACUGAGCAAGACAAGGCGGCAUUCGCCGCCGAGAGGCUCGACUUCGUCCGCCAAAUACCCGAAGCGUCCAAGACGUUCCCGUUCCACCAGGCUAUCGAGGAGCUCCAAGCUUUGGACAUGCAAUCCCGUUCAUCGGAAACCACGGCUAGGUCUUAUAAUCUUCGGAGGAAGCAUCCGGACCAGCGUAAGCCGGGCCACGAGAUCACGCACGCACAUUUACGGGAUCUUGGAAGUGGAGGACAGGGUGCCGUCGACGAGGUCGUUGACCUUCACACUGGCGACCACUUCGCCCGCAAAGUCUGUCAAUUCAGGGAGAUACCGGUAUGGCAGAUAUACGGGGAGAGUGACUUCAAGGCAAGAAUCAAGAAAGAAGUGGAUUUGGUCAAGAAAGCAGCCCAUCCUCAUAUUGUGCCAUAUCUGGGCCACCAAGGCUGGCAGACUGGACGGGAGCUCGAAAUAUUCAUGCCGGUGUAUCAAGGAAACUUCCGAAUUCUACUGCAGCAAUGCAAGCUCCAAGGAAAAGAGGCAGUGCGGGUCAUGGCCCAAAGCAUGUGCUACCAGAUGCUGCUAGCACUCGAGCACGUCCACGCACGCGACAUCAUCCACCGAGACAUCAAGCCUGAGAACAUCCUCUACCAAGGCGACAAGUUCCUCCUCACCGACUUCGGCAUUGCAAAAUUCGUCGACACGUCGAGGACCAUUGUCGGUACACGGCGGUACAUGGCACCCGAGAUGUGGAUGAACGAGGAACAGACAACCAAGAUCGACAUAUACGCGCUCGAUGGUCAGAUCAGUUGGAAGCAAUCGCAGGAAUUUCUGCAGACACUCGCUGAACAGAAUGCACCUCCUAUGGCCUCAAUGCUGGAGCUUCAGGCUGCCGAUCGCCCUACGGCCUGUGGUCUCCUCGGCCAGUCCUCUCGUCAAUGGAGUACCAAAGCGGAAAUCAAAAAGCAGAAGCCGACGCUGAGGGUCGAAAAGUAUACGCGGGAGCACAAGAGAUCGGAGUGGUAG
Messenger RNA from Hirsutella rhossiliensis, 1464 nucleotides. RefSeq names its product kinase. Bases 1 to 1464 code for a protein of 487 amino acids. NCBI's taxonomy places the organism in Eukaryota, Fungi, Ascomycota, Sordariomycetes, Hypocreales, Ophiocordycipitaceae. Gene Ontology annotation, cellular component: cytoplasm. Gene Ontology annotation, biological process: protein phosphorylation. The transcript has 4 exons. The record is from RefSeq and is a predicted model, not a curated record. Gene Ontology annotation, molecular function: ATP binding; protein serine/threonine kinase activity.